This is a messenger RNA of Melospiza melodia melodia, 5149 nucleotides long. Its product is annotated as D-beta-hydroxybutyrate dehydrogenase, mitochondrial-like. The record is from RefSeq and is a predicted model, not a curated record. The transcript is spliced from 4 exons. Gene Ontology annotation, cellular component: intracellular membrane-bounded organelle. NCBI's taxonomy places the organism in Eukaryota, Metazoa, Chordata, Aves, Passeriformes, Passerellidae. Bases 1 to 972 code for a protein of 323 amino acids.
AUGUGGGCAGCGGCCCCUCUCCUGCUCCUGCUCCUGCUGCCGCUGCCGCUGGCGCUGGCGCGGCUGUGGCGGCGCGGGGCGGCGCGGCUGGAGCCGGCCGGGCGGGCCGUGCUCAUCACGGGCUGUGACAGCGGCUUCGGGCACCUGCUGGCGCUGCGCCUGCACCGCCUGGGCUUCACCGUGUUCGCGGGCUGCCUGUGCCCCGGCGGGGACGGCGCGCGGCGGCUGCAGCGGGAGGCGGGCGGCGCGGGCCGGCUGCGCGUCCUGCGGCUCGAUGUGACCCGCGCCCGCGACGUGCGCGCCGCCAAGGAGCUGGUGCUCAGCCACCUGCCCGAGCGAGGUUUCUGGGGCCUUGUCAACAAUGCAGGAAUAUCAACAUUUGGUGAGACAGGCUGGCUGCCUAUGGAGACAUAUGAAAAAUUUGCAGAUGUGAAUCUCCUUGGGAGCAUCAGAACAACCCUGGCAUUUCUUCCCCUUCUAAGGAAAUACAAGGGACGUAUUGUUUUCAUGUCCAGCAUCAUUGCCUAUUUUACUCUGGGAAAUGGCAUUUAUUCUAUGACCAAGGCAGCUAUUGAAAAAUUUUGUGAUGCUUUAAGACUGGAAAUGAAGAAGUUUGGUGUCCAGGUCUGUAUUAUCCAGCCAGGAAAUUAUGCACGCUCUACAAAAAUUCAGCCACUGCUCAGUGCCGAAGAGAUCUGGAGUGAGCUGAGCGAAGAGGAAAAGGCUGUUUACAACAAGGAGUACGUUCAAGAGCGGGCAAACUUUUUCAACAGCAUCCUCAGUGAGGGAAGCACUAAUGGCAAUGAGGUGGUCGACGCCAUGGUGGAUGCUCUAACAUCUCCUGCGCCCAAGGCACGGUACAUGGUGGCGAAGCUGAAGGAGAAGGCCCUGGUGUUGGUGUGUGCUUUGUUCCCGACUGCUGUGAUGGAUUCUGUUCUGUCUUAUGCUCUGAGCAAGGUAAAGCUUGCAUAGCCUGCAGUGGUGCUAUUCCCUGACUCAGGUGAGGCAGUUUAUCAAAUGUGAGAGGCAGAGCUGGACUGAAUGCUCCCAUGUGUUAGAACGGUGACUCCGAUUAACCAGUACAAACUCUGAGGAGUCCCCCUAGUCAGAACUGUCACUGACUGCUACAGAAAAACAUACAGGACCCUGUGUAAAAUUAAAGCAUUUGUUUAAGUAACGUUAUCUCUUCCCUGUGGAAAAACCCCAUCCACAUAAGCCACUUUAGUUAUUGCCUGGAAAAUUUAAUACAUCAUUUUCUAAAGCAAUAGCAGGUUAUUGUGUUACAGCCAUGAUGCAGACAAAAUGGACUGCAUCCACAGGGCAGCUGUACACCUGAAGUCAUUACAGCAGAGAGCAAAAGCCCUUGCUUGUAGAAACCUGAGUAGCCAUAUAUUCAGGGUGAUAGUAAGAGGUUAAUGGAAAAGUCAUAGAAAUGAGCAUUGGACCUCAAAUACUUUGAAUUGAGUUAAAUGGCUGUAGCAAGUUAGGAAGUCUUGAAGCUCUGAGCAACCUGGUUUAGUGAAAGGUGUUCCUGCCCACAAUAGGGGGCUGGAAUUUCAUGAUCUUUAAGAUCCCUUCCAACCCAAACCAUUCUGUGAUUCUAUGAACAAUAAAGUUGUAAUAUGAAAACAUCCUUUUUCAAGUGUUCUGGAUAAAUUUUACAAAGCAGACACAUCACAGACUUCAGAAAACAAGUUACAUAUUCCAUUUAUAAAUGAGUAUUUAAUCCUAAAUAAUCUCUAUCCUUUAAUGUCUGGAUUAAUCAAUGUGUUGACCUGAAGUGUAGUGAGAGAGCUAAACACCAAGGAGCCAUAUCAGUGUGCUUGGAGCUCAAAGAACAGACUCAGGUUUGGCUGCUAGUGCAAGGAAUAAGGUCUGAAGACAAGAAUACCUGCUAACAGGAGAGGGAAACAUUAGUAACAUUUUCUGUGAGAGUAAUUGAUCACAGUGGCUCCAUUUACACUCUUCUACUAAUUGUCAUGGCAAAGAUUGCUGGUUUACACAUACAGCUCUAAAUUUGACUUGGUUAUGGUAUGGCACAAAAUGCAAGACCUCUGGGACCAAAAGAACCCAGAAGAGCUGGGAUAAACUGUGGUGGCAGUGAUCUAUCCAGGGCAGCAGCACUGAGCAUUAGCUUCCCCCAUGCCAGGUCUCCCUUAUCAAAUCUAAGCUCUAAGUUGACACAGUUAACUUUCUCAUCUGAGGCAGAAAUUGCACCCUGUGCCUGGGAAAUCUUUCCUAACAUAUUUAAUUAACUGCUGAGAAAGUUUAUGCUCUCUCCUUGUUGGUAAUUUGGGCAGUGUGAAUCAGAAAACAGAGUGACAAACAAUUCCAGGCUCUCUCCUGGUACACUCAGCAGUGGAACAGCCACUGCACCUGUCAGAGAUUGUGGAACAUGUUAUUUCUCUUUCCAAAUGCUGAACCCAUCCCUGGAGCUGGCAUUGGCAAGAGGACAAGCCUGGGCUCCCAACUGUUCCCCAGACUGUCAAGAGCAGGAUAAUAAGAUGAUUAUCAUCCCUCUCCUCAUUUAACCACAACUGAGCAAGGCCAAGCAAGGGAACAGGAAUGAGGCUUAUUCCAACUGAACCAAUCAAUUCCUUGUCUAGAAGUUCCCCCUGCGUGACCUCAGGGAUUUCAGCAGCCCUGCACUGCUUUGGAGCACUGCUUUCGUGCCCUCAGCUGUUCUUUGUGCAGAUUGCCCUCCCUCCCUCGCAGUAAGCAGCACUGGCCUCCACGAGCAGCUCUGAAGCCCAGAGGUUUCUCCAUCAGGCUCAGGGUACAAGUGCUGAUCUCUGCCCCGUUACACUGUCUCCCUUCUCUUGGCAUUUCUAAAAGCUACUGCACUAAGUUGCUGAGAGCCAGCACCAUCAGAUCUGCCUCACAGACACUAAAUAGCUUCCAACUGGAAGUUAUUUGCUGGGUACAGGGUGAAGCAUGUGAUCAAUAUUUCAAUAGCCUCAUGUAACAUAAGAUGAGAAAGACUCCAGAACAUUUAUUCCCUCACCUUGAAAACUGAGAACUUGCAGUGCACAGGAUUUUAAACAGGAUACAGUGACAGGGUGAGAGCCCAUGGGACAAAUAAGGCAGUUUGUAUUUUCAUUGCCACCUAACCACCGGCUUGGAAGCUAACUGAAAACCAGCCACAAAAUUAUCAUCUUUAUUCCUUCUAUAAUUUAGCAUUAUGAUCUGCAGAUAAAGAACUAAUAAAGAGAGUCAGAGUUUGUUAUUAACACAACAUCCCACUGAAAUCAUCUGGAAUCCUCCCACUGAGUUCUAUGUGUUCCAAGCCACAGUGUUAGAAAAGUAAACAUGAACAUAAGUAGCAGAAAUAAUUUCAGAAUGCCUGGGCUGAGCAGCAAAGAGACCCUCAUAGGAAGUGGUGAUGGAAGGGGCACAGCAUUCCCUCCUCCACAAGUGCCACAGGGUACAGAAGCUGCAGGAUCAGUAACUGAAGGUUUUAGUGAACAAACCUCACUAACCAAGCCAGCGCUGUACUCUGAGGACUCCCAGAGCUGUCAGCUCUGCAGUGAACUCCUGCCCUGCCCUGGGCCUCCCCUGACUCUGGGGAUCCCAGCUGCCACCCUGGGGAGCACUUGUUGGGAGUGCAGAGCUGCUGGACUGCCCCUCCACCCCUUCUCACUGUGCCACAUCCCUGGCUGAGGAGCGCCUCCCUCUUCCUCAGUAACUCUGAAAUCACCUUUACCUCAAGUCAAGUUAAAGUCAGGGGCAUACAAGAAAUUUGUACUUACAACAUCCAAAAAUUAAACAGUUUUAGGAAAAACUUGGGACAAAGAUAAAAGAAAAAACCAAACAAAACCCCCCCCCCCAAACCCCACAACCAAACUUAUAUUGACAUUACUCUCAUACCUGAAACACCCCUCUCCCAAAACCCAGUUAACCUGCUGCAGACCCUUUCCUGAGGCUGUUUCUCUAUGUAGCAUUGAUAUGAGCUGCAUUCAACAGAGAACUUCUUGGCAAAACACAUCAGCUUUUGUCACUAUUUGUCUUGAUAAGCCUUGCUGACAAUUUGGGAUUUUCUUCCCUUGAAAACAACCACACCAAAAGAGACUCAGCUUUCCUCCCAAGUCUCUUCUCCAAGGACACAGUAUCAAGGACCUAACAGUUAUUUCAUGGAUUUUCUCCUUGAUGAAAAGGCCUAUUCCUAAGAGUGCAUAUUAAUUGGUAGAAAGAGUCAGUGUUGGUUUUGACAAAGCACUUAUAGAAAGAGUAUAAAGAAGAGUGAAAAAACCUAAACCAGUUUAUAAGCUGUACAAUGAUGUGAGUGACACCAACAGCUUCAUACAGCAGCACCAAAACCAGAAACAGAGCAGAUUCCAGGAAAAUCAGGAGGAGGAGCCAUGUGGUACCUGCCAGCACAGUCCUGAGGAGGCUGUGCUGCUGUGAGACACAAAGGCUGUCUCAAGGAGCAGACUACUUCCCUCCCUUGAGAGGGCACCGCUGGAGCAAUGCCCCCACCACAGCUCCCAAGAGGACCUUCAGAAUUAGCCACAUGUGUGUCAUUCUCCCAAGCUGGCAGGUCUGAAUAAGGAGAUUUUGGGUGGAAUGCACAACACAGCAGAUUUUUUGCAGUAGCAUCAGAAUCCAGAGAGAUGAACAGCAGUGAUAAUUACUUCCCCAGUACAAAGGCUUAAGUAAAAGCCAGGCAAUCCUGAAGCACACCUUGCAGCUGAAGCCAGGCUGUCACCAGCGCAGCUCCCCCUGAUGCCAUCAGGACUCCAGGGCCAUGCAGCCCCUGUGGUGCACAGCCUCCCUCCAGAGGUCAGCUGUGGGACAGCUUUGGCAUCCACAGAGGAAACCCAGCACAAUGCAGAGACAGCCAGCGGAACAGAGGAGGGCGGAGGAUGGUCCCACAUGUUCCGGGAGCGACUGAGCAGUGCUCUCAGCCUGGCACCUUCUGCUAGCACCAAACAAAACUUCACAGCCUUUGUAUUUUGAAUAUUUGGAAGCACUCGUUCAGCAGUGAAACAUUUUCAUGUGCAAUUAGAUGAUUUUGGAGCUGCAAAGUGAGCAUGUCAGUAAUGGGGACUUUACCUAUCACGGGGAAGAAUGUAUGUUGCAGGAACAAUUGAGGUUAAUGCUUAAGAGUACAUAAAACAAGGGGGAAACAGUAAUAAAUGUCAGUAAUGAA